Molecule: messenger RNA, 576 nt
Organism: Helobdella robusta
Lineage: Eukaryota; Metazoa; Annelida; Clitellata; Rhynchobdellida; Glossiphoniidae
Exons: 3
Coding region: 1-576 (191 amino acids)
Source: RefSeq, a predicted model, not a curated record
AUGCAAUUUCCUACACAAGGACCAAUGUUUUUUCCUGAAGAAAAAACUGGGCAAGAUCCUAUGUUUUUGCUUACCAGAAACAGCACUGAUAUAAAAUUGUCUAAAAAAAAUGAAUCGUACGGCUCAAUGAAAACCGUAAAAAACAUAGAUCCUUAUCCCGCAACUGGAAACUUUAAUAACUAUCCAGAAAAAAACUCGAAUAAUUUAGGCCGAACGCUGGGAUUGUUCAUAACCGUAAUUGCUUGCUUCAUUUGUGUACUAGGAAUUGUAAAUAUUAUUUACUCUUCAUUGUCUCUUGCAUCAAAUUCCUGGGGUUGUCUUAACUCUACCCCAGCAAAUUAUUUUUCAUCGACUUUAGGUCCAAGUUCACCCUCUAUGCUUAUUUUAACAUGGAUAUGGAUUAGCGCUGGAAUGUGGGCAGCUAUACCGCCAUUUGUAACGGGCUUGGCUUUAAUAAGAAGUAAGAAAUCAAAGAAGAAAAUAGACGAUCCAAAUUACAAUCUUGGCGUCCCGACGGAACUACAAUUUUCUCAGAAUAGCUACACAAAUGCAGUAUGUGCUUUAACAAAUUAUUAA